AUGGAUGCUGUUCUUGCAGGCCCUGCAAGCCUCUGCUGCCUCUCAGGCUCCAUACAUUCAGGAGAAUCAAAGGGAAAGGUUGAGCAGAUUGAGGGAGUGGACACUUAUGUAGUAGAGCCCGACACGAAGACCGCAAAUGGACAUGUGUUGUUGUUCUUCCCCGAUGCCUUUGGCCUGCACAUUAAUAGCUUCCUGAUGAUGGAUGCCUUUGCGGCUCGAGGCUUUCUCACAUUGGGGGUAGACUACUUUCUCGGGGAUCCGGUCUGGAAGUAUUCCAAAACACCGCUGAAUGACCCAAAUUUCAACUUUCCAGCUUGGAAAGACAAACACUAUUCGAAAAGCGAGGAGGUGGGCGCCAAGUGGGUGAAGUCUGUCCAAGCAAAAUAUGGGAAAGCCGGGGCAGUCAAGUUUGCUUGCAUUGGAUAUUGCUGGGGAGCUCGGUUCGUAUGCGGUCAAUUAUCCAAGGGUGGAAUCUGUAAGGUCGGCGCGAUCGCACAUCCGUCUUUUAUGAGUGAAAGUCACCUUUAUGGUGUCGACGAACCUUUGUUCUUUUCAGUCCCAAACACCGACCAACUCUUCCUCCCCGAAUCACGUAGCAGGGCGAUCGAGAUCAUGACAAAGAGAAGUAAAAGAUUCAACAUGCAGAUAUUUUCUGAUGUUGGGCAUGGAUUUGCGUCGCGAGCAUUCCUAUCCGACCCAUACGAAAAAUGGGCAAAAGAGCAGAGUUUUAAGAGCUUUGUGGAAUGGUUUGAGUUCUGGCUCUCAAUGGCAUGA
This is a messenger RNA of Exophiala mesophila, 774 nucleotides long. RefSeq lists its product as uncharacterized. The record is from RefSeq and is a predicted model, not a curated record. Lineage: Eukaryota; Fungi; Ascomycota; Eurotiomycetes; Chaetothyriales; Herpotrichiellaceae. Gene Ontology annotation, molecular function: hydrolase activity. The transcript is spliced from 5 exons. Bases 1 to 774 code for a protein of 257 amino acids.